Messenger RNA from Stegastes partitus (bicolor damselfish), 2579 nucleotides. RefSeq names its product prostaglandin G/H synthase 2. Gene Ontology annotation, molecular function: oxidoreductase activity, acting on single donors with incorporation of molecular oxygen, incorporation of two atoms of oxygen; peroxidase activity; prostaglandin-endoperoxide synthase activity. The transcript has 10 exons. The record is from RefSeq and is a predicted model, not a curated record. Bases 76 to 1902 code for a protein of 608 amino acids. Gene Ontology annotation, cellular component: cytoplasm; neuron projection. Gene Ontology annotation, biological process: response to oxidative stress; cyclooxygenase pathway. Lineage: Eukaryota; Metazoa; Chordata; Actinopteri; Pomacentridae.
AACUUUCACCCUCACAGCGGAGGUUCCUUGGAGGAGAGAAGGAAAGAAAAAAGGAUCUGACGAAGUCUUUGGAGUAUGACCAGACUCACAUUUGCGGUUUUCCUGUUGGCACUGGGCUUUCUUCUCUGCGAAAGUGGUAACCCAUGUUGCUCAGAGCCAUGCCAGAACAGGGGGGUUUGCACAGCCCUCGGGUCCGAUAACUAUGAGUGCGACUGCACACGGACAGGCUUUCAUGGACAGAACUGCACAACACCUGAAUUCUUCACCUGGCUCAAAGUGUCCCUGAAACCGUCGCCCAACACCGUUCACUACCUUCUCACUCACUUUAAGGGCUUCUGGAACAUCAUCAACAACAUCUCAUUUCUCAGAGAUGCCAUCAUGAAAUAUGUGCUGACGUCCCGAUCCCACCUGAUUGAUAGCCCUCCAACUUUCAAUGCGGAUUAUGGUUACAAAAGCUGGGAAGCCUACUCCAACCUGUCCUACUAUACGCGCACCCUCCCCCCAGUGCCAGAGGAUUGCCCAACCCCAAUGGGAGUAGUAGGCAAGAAGGAGCUCCCCGAUAUCAAGGUUUUGGCUGAGAAGCUCCUAAUGAGGAGACAGUUUAUACCAGACCCGCAGGGCACCAGCCUGAUGUUUGCAUUCUUCGCCCAACACUUCACACAUCAGUUCUUCAAGUCUGACAUGAAGAGAGGACCUGCUUUCACCUUGGCUCAAGGUCACGGGGUGGACCUCAACCACGUUUAUGGAGACAACCUGGAGAAGCAACACAAGCUCAGGCUUUUCAAGGACGGCAAGCUGAAAUAUCAGAUCCGGGAUGGAGAAAUGUACCCACCAACAGUAAAGGACGUGGGUGUCGACAUGCACUACCCUCCUCAUGUGCCAGAAUCUCACCGCUUCGCUGUCGGCCACGAGGCCUUCGGCCUGGUCCCCGGUCUGAUGAUGUACGCCACCAUCUGGCUCCGCGAACACAACCGGGUGUGCGACGUGCUGAAGGAGGUCCACCCCGACUGGGACGACGAAAGGCUCUUUCAGACCACAAGGCUCAUCCUGAUUGGUGAGACCAUCAAGAUUGUGAUUGAGGACUACGUGCAGCACCUGAGCGGCUAUCACUUCAAGCUCAAGUUUGACCCCGAGCUGCUCUUUAACCAGCGCUUCCAGUACCAGAACCGCAUUGCAUCUGAGUUUAACACCCUGUACCACUGGCACCCUCUGAUGCCUGACAGCUUCCACAUCGAGGAGACCGACUACAGCUACAAACAGUUUGUGUUCAACACCUCUGUAGUGACUGAGCACGGCAUCGGCAACCUGGUGGAGUCGUUCAGCAAGCAGAUUGCAGGACGGGUUGCCGGUGGUAAAAAUGUCCCAGGACCGAUCCUGUAUGUGGCCAUGAAGUCCAUAGAGCACAGCAGACAGAUGCGUUACCAGUCUCUGAACGCCUACAGGAAAAGAUUCUCCAUGAAGCCCUACACCUCUUUUGAAGACCUGACAGGUGAAAAAGAAAUGUCCGCAGUGCUUGAGGAGAUGUACGGCCACAUCGAUGCCGUGGAGCUCUACCCGGGCCUGCUGGUGGAGAAACCCAGGCAGAACGCCAUCUUUGGGGAGACGAUGGUGGAGAUGGGGGCCCCUUUCUCCCUCAAGGGCUUAAUGGGAAAUCCCAUCUGCUCUCCGGAGUACUGGAAGCCCAGCACCUUUGGAGGCAACGUGGGCUUCAACAUCGUCAACACCGCCUCCCUGCAGAAGCUUGUCUGCGAUAACGUGCGGGGGCCCUGUCCCGUGGCGUCCUUUCAUGUGCCCGACGUUAAAGACACGGGGUCCAUGAUCAUCAACUCCAGCUCGUCCCACUCGGGCGGCAGUGACAUCAACCCCACGGUCAUUCUGAAAGAAAGGACUACUGAGCUCUAAUUUUAUCUGAUUAUUAUUGGGAUAUAUAUUUUAUGUAUUUAUUUAUUUAUUUAUUUGUAUUAUUUAUUGCCUUUACUAUUUAUAGCAUAUAAGAAAGCGCAAGAACAGAAUUUUUUAAAAAUAUUAUUACGUGUUAUUUUGUACAAAUUCGUUAUCAAGAACAAAAAUCUGUGUUUAUUUAUUUGAACAAUUCUUUGUAUUGUAAGUUAUUGUUACAGUAAGAACCUCAGUCACUGCAACUUGAUACUUGAAAGUUAGUUUACAGUUAAAUGGUAGCGUAUGUUACACUCCUUAUCGUCUUCUCAAAGUAGCUCCUGCUGCGCAUCCACUUGUGCUCAUGCAACUGAUGAUCUUCAGUGUCCUGCAGACAGCAAAACACAGGACAGUUGUAACAUUUAUAAUGAACUGAAUGACUGAUCUUGACUGUUUAGAUCUGAUUUACUGCACAGCGCAUUCCUUUUUCAGUGUUGUUUUCCUGAUUUCUUUUCUACUUUAGUCUGUAUGUCGCUUCCGGCAAUCUGAAAUGAGAGUAACUGCACAAGCUGCACUGUUGUUUAGAAAUGCAUAGUUACUCGAUUGUACGAGCUUGACGUAGCAAAGGUAUCGCUAGUUAUGCUCUCAGUGACUAUUUGUAUUGCAAUUUGAUAUCAAUAAAUUUUGACAGGAAGUCUUACAUA